Pestalotiopsis fici W106-1 is the source of this 513-nucleotide messenger RNA. RefSeq lists its product as uncharacterized. The record is from RefSeq and is a predicted model, not a curated record. Bases 1 to 513 code for a protein of 170 amino acids. The transcript has a single exon. Lineage: Eukaryota; Fungi; Ascomycota; Sordariomycetes; Amphisphaeriales; Sporocadaceae.
AUGUCUACUACCACAACGACUUCAGCAGCCGCGGCUAAUACCUGCACGGCCAACAUCUACGACACACCAGUCCAGGACGCCGUCUGCGCCAUGCCGUACGGCGGCAACCACACCGACAUCAUGGCCGCCUGCUGCAAAUCAGCGGAUGUAAUUUCCUACUAUGACAACUGCGGCCUGUACUGCCAGGCUCAAGACCAGAGCGUACAAGACCUCCGGGACUGCCUCUUUGAUCAGGGCGCCGGCUGGACCAGCGUCUUUUGCAGCGGCAACCUGACGGCCACGGCCACGGUGACGGAUUCGGUAUUGCCCACCAGCGCCGGCGCCAGUAUCGUCGCGAGCGGGACUGGUGGCGGCAGCAGAAAGACGGGUUCUAGCUCUAGCUCUAGCUCAAGCUCGACUUCGUCUGGCAAUGCUGCGCCUCGGGGAGCAUCCGAUUACACUCUUAGUACCUUGGGACUCACACUCGGUGCUCUACUAUUCUCCGCUACUGCCCUUGGAGCUUUUGCGGUAUGA